AUGGGCCAAUAUUGUGUUAACCAUGCUUUAUUUGGUGGUGGUGUUGGAGGCGGUGUGCAUGGUAGUGUUAUUGAGGAAUUUGGCAAAGGUGGUGGAGUCGGAGGGAGAGUUGGUGGAGGUGGUGCAGGUGAAGGCUUUAGAAGUGGUAAAGGUGACAGUGUAGGAGGAGGAGUUGGUGGAGAUGGCGAUGUUAGUGGAGGCUUUGGAGGUGAUAAAAGUGGUGGUGGUAGAGUGUUUGGAAGUGGCAAAGGUGGCGAGAGAGCUGAAGGUGGCGCAAAACAAGGUGGUGGAUUCGGAGGAGAAGUUGGUGAACAAGAUGGUGGUGGCUUUGGAGGUGAUAAAGCUGCUGGUGGUGGAGUGUUUGGUAGUAGUAAAUGUGGUUUUGGAGGUGGCAAAUAUGGUGGUGGUGGUGGUGGGUUCUUUAGAGGUGAUAGAGGAGGUGCUGGCAAAAGUUUUGGAGGUGGCAAAAGUGUUGGUAAUGGUGGUGGUAGAUUUUUUGGAGGUAGUAGUGGUGCUGGCGAAAAUUUUGAAAGUGGUAAAAGAAGGGGUGGUAGUGGUGGAUUUUUUGGAGGUGAUAAAAGUGCUGGCAAAGAUUUUAGAGGUGGUAAAAGUGGUGGUGAUGGUAGAUUCUUUGAAAGUGGUAGACGUGGUGGUAGUGGAUUCUUUGGAGGUGGCAAAAGCGAUAGUGAAGCUAAAUGUGAUGCAAGUGAAAUGUUGAAGGUGGUAGAAAUGGAGAAGGAGUUGGAGGUGGUGAAGGUGGUAUUGGUGGAGUGUUUGAAGGUAAUAGAGGGGGCCUUCGGGGGAUGUGAGGGCUUUGGAGAUGCUAAUGGUGGAGGCAUGCAAAUUGGGAUAGGAGGGCCAACAAAAGUGUCAAAAUUUCUCAGAGGGAAGGGUAAGAGGAAAGUUGACGGUAUGAGUGUAUCAGUGUAUGACCACUGUGAAGUGGUUGAUGGAUAA
Molecule: messenger RNA, 957 nt
Organism: Arachis ipaensis
Lineage: Eukaryota; Viridiplantae; Streptophyta; Magnoliopsida; Fabales; Fabaceae
Source: RefSeq, a predicted model, not a curated record